Lactuca virosa is the source of this 3122-nucleotide messenger RNA. NCBI's taxonomy places the organism in Eukaryota, Viridiplantae, Streptophyta, Magnoliopsida, Asterales, Asteraceae. The record is from the annotation of a GenBank genome assembly.
AUGCCCCCCAAAUCGUCAGUCUCAGCAAAGGAAAACAGCCCCAAUUCUUCCCCGAAUCGUCUCCAUCAUUCUCUCGAUCCUUCAGUCAUACCAAUAUCAAUGGCGUCUUCUUCAACUUCAUUCGUUCAAAAGAGCUUUAAAUAUGAUGUGUUUUUGAGUUUUAGAGGUGAAGAUACUCGGGCAGUUGGAGAAGCCUUUGCGAAACAUGAAAAUGAAGAGGCUGCUGGGAAAUGGAGAAAGGCUUUGAAAGAAGCAGCUGAUGUGGCCGGUUGGGAGUUGAAGAACACCGAUGGGCAUGAAGCUAAAUUCAUCCGACAAAUUGUUGAAAAGCUUUCACUAGAUUUACGUUCCAUUAAUGUCUUCGUUGAUGAAAAGUUAGUAGGCAUGGAGACUCGGAUUGAUGAUAUUUUAUCAUCUUUAGAAAAUGCUUCUAAUGAUGUUUGCAUGAUCGGCAUCUGGGGGAUAGGAGGUGGUGGGAAGACAACAUUGGCCAGAGCUGUUUUUAAUAAGAUAUCUUUUCAGUUCGAAGGGAAAAGCUUCAUUGAAAAUGUCAGAGAAGUUUCAAAUGAUUCUUUGUCCGGUUUGAAAUUGUUGCAGAAGCGGGUCCUUUCAGAUGUCUUAAAUGAUCAAUACAUCAAAGUAGGCAGUGAAAAUGAGGGGAAGAAUAUGAUGUCUUGGAUGAUGUGUGGUAGAAAGGUUCUUCUUGUUCUAGAUGAUGUGGAUCAUGUAGACCAGCUUGAGGCGUUAGCCGGUAAACGUAAUUGGUUUAAGCCAGGAAGCAUAAUUAUCAUUACAACAAGAGAACAACAAGUGCUUGUAGCACAUGAAGUGAAGAUUUAUAAUCUCAAUUUGUUAUCGGAUAAGGAAGCAAUCUGCCUAUUCGGUAGAUAUGCAUUUGGGAAAGAGAUUCCAAUUCAAGGGUAUGAGGAGCUAUCAGGACAAGUUGUAUGUUAUGCUGCUGGUCUUCCCUUAACAAUCAAAGUUUUGGGUUCAUUUCUUUGUGGUAAAAGUAAACCUGAAUGGGUAGAUGCCCUAGCCAGACUAAAAACAAUCCCGUUAGAGGAAACUCAGAAGAAGUUGGAAUUAAGCUAUAUCGGUUUGGACGACGAACAUAAGGAAAUAUUCCUGGAUAUUGCAACCAUAUUAAAAGGUCGGUGGAAAAAAUCAGCAAUCCAAGCACUUGAAAGCUGUGGAUUUUAUGCUAUAAUUGGUUUAAAAAUUCUUGAGCAAAAAUCUCUCAUAACUAUUGGAAACGAUGAAUGUGUGGGCAUGCAUGACCAUUUAGAAGAAAUGGGCAGGAAUAUUGUUCGUCGAUCGCACCCCGAUAUGCCUAACAAACAUAGCCGAUUGUGGGAUAGAAAGGAAAUUGAAGAUAUAUUGGCCAAUGACAUGGGUACAGAAGCAACAAGAUGUAUCAAAUUCUACUAUAGGGGACUAGAUCCGCAAAUCAUUAUGAAAGGUCUUAGAAAGAUGAAGGAACUUCGGGUUCUUAAUGUGGCUGAUGAAGAAAAUUACUUGAAUCUGAAAAUUAAUAAACUCAUCCCAAACUGUCUAAAUGCUUUAGAAGUUCUGUGGUGUAAUUGGAAAUCUAAUAAAGCUAGCCUAUACUUUCCGAAUGUUUUACGAUAUCUACGUUGGCACAAGUACCCCUUUAGAUCUUUACCCAAAUCAUUUCAAGCAAAUAACCUUGUUGCACUUGAGAUGACUUACAGCGAUAUCAUACAACUUUGGGAAAGAGGAGAAAAAAAGGUUCUCAACAAGCUCAGAUUCCUCGACCUAAGUGGGCCAAAGUUGAGGUCCCUUGACCUUGGGUUGACUCCAAAUCUUGAGACAUUGAUGCUGGAGGGACUUGGAGAUGAACCUGGUGAUUUGGUAGAACUUUACAUGCCCGGUAGAUGUUUAAAACUCAGAUCCCUUGAACUUAAUCGUGUUAAGUUGAGGACGCUUGACCUUGGGUUGACUCCAAAUCUCGAGAAUUUGAUACUUGAAGAUUGUGAUUUGGUAGAACUUCAAAUGCCCGAUAGAUGUCUAAAUCUCACAUUCAUAUCACUCAUUAAUUCAAACCUCAGGACACUUGACCUUGGGCGGACUCCAAAUCUCGAGUAUUUAAGUGUUUUCCAUUGUAAUGAUUUGGAAGAACUUCACAUGGCUGAUGAAUAUUUAAAGCUUAGAUCCCUCCACCUUACUGGUUUAAAGCUGAGGACCCUUGACCUUGAGCUGAGUCCAAAUCUAGAGAGGUUGUAUCUUCUAAAAUGCAACAAUUUGGAAGAAAUUUACAUCACCGAAUGUCCAAUACUGACAUUCAUCAAUAUUCAGUGUUCAAAGUUGAGGACCCUUGACCUCAGUCGGGUUCCCAAUCUCAGUGAGUUGUGUAUUUCUGAAUGCAAAGCUUUGGUAGACCUUCACUUGCCCCAUAGAUGUCUAAAUCUCAGGUCUCUCAAUUUCAUUAAUUCAAAGCUGAGGAUUCUUCACCUUGGGCUCACUCCAAAUCUUGAGGAGUUAGAUCUUGAAAAUUGUUAUGAUUUGGAAGAACUUCGCCUGGUCAAUCAAUGCCAAAAGCUUGUGUCCCUCAACAUUUGUCAGUCAAAGUUGAGGACCUUUGACCUUGGGCUGACUCCAAAUAUCGAGAAGUUAGUUCUUAAAGAUUGUCAUAACUUGGUAGAACUUCAUGCUCCCAUUGGAUGUCUAAAAAAGCUUGUCUACUUAGACUUAAGUGGUUGUUUGAGGUUUAGAUCUUUUUCAUUUCACAUGGAGGAUGAUACUUCAUGUAGUGAGGAUGAAUCACUCGAGGUUGAUUUUUUAGCUGUGAUACGUUUUACCUUUGAAAGUUGCCCAUUUCACCCUGAAACUCAUUUGCCAGAGUAUGAGUUUAAAUCUUUUCAUAUAGAAGAUUUACCCUCAUUGACUAGAAGUAUUGAGAAGCUUAUUUCUGAAGGAGGUCCAAGAUGAACUUGAAAGCGAACUUCUUGUGUUCUCCCAACUUAUCAAAAUUUCAGUUUGUGUGUUUGAUCAGUACUCUCUACAUUCUCAAGGAUGGCUGUUGUCAUUUUUUUUUGUGGAUGUGAGUCAGCAAGUAGUACGCUUAUCGUUCAAUGAUGUAAGAUAUCAUUUGCCAUCCUCAC